AUGUAUUCAAGAUUCUGCAGUACUCCAGAAAGAAAAGAAAGAAAUAUAGGUAUGAUAUUCAGGUUUGCCUUGUUCUUUUUCAUUGGAUGUGCCCUGGCCCUCCCAAAACCAGAAGCCAAGCCUGUUCCUGAAGCUAAAGCUGAUGCCAAACCCGGUGUUUUAGCACCAGUAGUAGCACCUGCUGUUGCUUAUACUGCCGCAUACUCAGCACCAGUUGCUUACAGCGCUUAUUAUCCAUACGUUUCACCAUAUGCUGCUGCCUACACAGCUUAUUCUCCAUAUGCUGCUUAUUCGGCACCAUUGGUAGUAGUUUAAAUCCUGAAAU
Messenger RNA from Coccinella septempunctata (seven-spotted ladybird), 325 nucleotides. RefSeq names its product pupal cuticle protein C1B-like. NCBI's taxonomy places the organism in Eukaryota, Metazoa, Arthropoda, Insecta, Coleoptera, Coccinellidae. The transcript is spliced from 2 exons. The coding region runs from base 1 to 315 and encodes 104 amino acids. The record is from RefSeq and is a predicted model, not a curated record.